Schistosoma bovis is the source of this 1995-nucleotide messenger RNA. NCBI's taxonomy places the organism in Eukaryota, Metazoa, Platyhelminthes, Trematoda, Strigeidida, Schistosomatidae. The record is from the annotation of a GenBank genome assembly.
CGCAUAGAGUAAGAGGGAAUAUGAAUAAGUUAGUAUUUUUAUGUUUACUAUCGUUCGGGCCAUUAAUGAGUUAUUCGGCCGAGCCUUCUCGUCUGUCUGUUUUCUGGACUGUUUUAGGUACUUGAUAGUUUAGUCAAAAAUGCUUGUAGUUUUGUCCACUAAACCUCCUCACAAAAAUGAAUCUUUGAUGAACAAAACAGUAUGGGAGUCUAAGAUUUCUGAAGCACUUAAAAGUACCAAAAUAUCGUAUUCGGAAUACUUCAAUCUGGUUGAAGCUGAAAACAGGUCUGUCGUGGUCGAUUACAUAGAGAGAGACGAAUCUCGAUCAUAUUUGAAGAUAUUUUUCUACGUACAGCAGAAUAACCUCUUCCAACCUUCUCCUUCUAUUGUUUACCAGCUCAAUCAAAUGCCGGUGGACUGGUUAGCAGUUUACUUGGGAAUGCCAGUCAUAGAAAGACCUAAAGUUUACGAUAUAGGCGCUUAUGAAAAAGAAGAUGAUUUUAUAUGGAUCAUUGGAAUAAUUGCUAUUUGUUUUCUUGGAAUAUUGCUGAUUUGUUGGUGCUUUAUAUUUCUAUACACAUUUGUUCUACAAGCCACUGCUAUGGUUAAAUGGUUACCGAGACCAAUGAUUAGCAAUUCUAAACAAAUAUUUUACAAAGCAGAGAAAUUACAGAGAGAAUUUGAAGAAAAGAAAGAUUCACAAAUACAAACCGAUGAUUUAGAAUGUUCGCAGUCAAAAAUAAGCAAAACUGAAAACUCAAUAUGUGAUGCGACAGUGUUGGAUUCCAAUUUCUCGGAAGCUCGACUUUCAACCGUUUCAGAAAUUAGUUUAGAAGAAUCAGUCAACCCCACUGUAAGUGAAUUAAAUGAAUCUGUUGUACCCUUGUCUGAAACACAAGUUCUAUUAUCGGAUGAAGAAGGUAAAUAUUCUAUUAUGAAUAUUUUUCUUAUCAAUUUACAAUCAGAUGGUAUUAUAAAUCAACAGUUGAAUGUAAUCGAAGUUAAUACGAAGAAUUCAAAGAAUGAAGUGAUUGAAGAAAAUGAAGGUGGUAAGUAAUAUUAUCAACAAACUGUCAUGUAAAUAGGCUAGUAAUCUUGAAUAUAUUUGGAACUAUCAUAACUAUAUGUAAACUAUACCUCAGAGUUGAAACUUAAGAAAAGUCUACCUGAUAUCAUUAACUUCAAUAUUUUGCUCGACUUUUCAUUCUUUAUUAUACGAUAUUAAAUUAAAAUAUUUCAAAAUGUAAUCGUAUAAAAAACAUUACUGUACACCGAGGAAUCUUUUAAAGAGAACCUUUAUGCACGUAACUUUCCGCAGUGUUGAACGUAUCUGAAAAUAGCCUCAUUUACCCAUAAGUGGGUCGAAACUGUUGGUUCCCCAGUCAAUUUUAGUUCAUGAAGAGAAUUGCUUUCACAAUUAUAUUUCGGUAAGAUGUUUAGCAUAGUUUUCCUUUAAUUUUAAAAUAGCACAUCUAAUUUUUUUUUCUAUAUGGUCAUUUUUACAUUAAUAUAUAUUAAAAUUAGCUACUGUUUCCCUUUAAAGAUUUGCUACAGGCAUCCGAAAUGGAUAAAACGCUUACUUUUGGAUCGUUCGAUAAUGUAAUACCUUUUGUGAUGUCUGUUCCACCACGUCCAGAAGCGAUAAAAUUAGCAAAUUUAUUAAACUCUCAGAAAAUAACAAAAACAUAAUUUUGAUGAAUGUUAUCUUUAUAUUAUUCAACCAGUCAUUGAAAUGGAUACAACUGUUGUCAUGAUACCAAUAUAUAAAGUCUUAUUUAUGGCUUAAAAGAAAACAAACAUAUUCAUGUUAUUUCACAAUUUUCGCUAUAGAAAAACAAAUUGUGUUUUUAUUAAUAAAACAUUAAAUGUUUAUGGUAUUUUACACCUUAAGAUAAAUAAGAUUUGAUUCAUAGUUGAAGAAGUGAGUCUUUAUUUACAUUCUGUCAAGGGUUAUAGCUUGAAUUAUCGAGAGAGUGAGUGAGUGAGUGAGUGAGU